AUAUGAUUCUUUCUAAUAAGUAUUAAUUUUCUAAGAGUUUUAAAUAUUAAAACAAUGGAAGAAAAUGUUUUGAUACUGUGUGUGCUAUGUAAAAGACCAAUAGAUAAUUGUUGUAAAAGUCAACUGUGGGAAAACGAUGCUUACAAAAUUUGCAAGGCUUGCGCAGAUUCAUCGUGUGGUAUUUCCUACAAUGAGGGCGUUAUAUUAAUUGAAAAAGCUUUCCAAAAUUUUACACAAAAAUCAAUAGAAGAAGUUAUAUCUUUAUCAUUGUUGAUGUCUAUUUAUUCUGGUCAACUCUAUAGUUACAGACACAAUAUAUAUAAAGCUAGUGGAAAAGAAAAAAGAAACCUUAAAGACGAAGACCUAAUGUAUCUUUUACCGGAAGAUAAAAAAAAUUAUUUUUUUUGUGCUCUUUCAAAAUCAUUUAAUAAUCAUACGUCUAAUGAUUAUACUUUUAAAGUAUUGCUUCCUGAAGCAAUACUGUAUCUUUUUGCAAAGGUGCAAAGAAUUUCAAGAAUCAAAGCUGAAGUAUUGUUAAGUUCAUAUUCUUUGCAAAGGAAUAAUGAACUGUUAAAUAAAAUCUCAGAUGAAGAUAAUGAUUUUAUUUUGGAAACAAAUAUUACAUUGGAAAAAGAAAAGGUUUCUAAUGAUUUGGUUGAGAGUUCACUCAAUAGUGUUAAUGUUGAAACAGAAAGUAUAACAAAUCAACCAGCAAUUGGAAUUGACAAGGGUACUGUUAUUGAUACAACCAAGACUUGUUCUUCAGUUGUGCCUUUGUUUAAAAAAGUUGUAAAGUCGAGGAAUAAAGUAAAGUGCCCUGUUUGUGGAAAAUUUAUAUUCAACUUAAAACGACACUUAAUAACCAAACACAAAUAGGAUGAAGUUAAGGCAAAAUCUGCUCGCCUUAAUUUUGGGCUUAACGCAAAAAGGAAAGUUUUAACCACUACCAAAAGAAAAGCAAAGAGCAAAAUUUAUAAAAGAAAAAUUUGUCCUAUGCUCCAUUGCACAAAAGAGUUACUUAGACUCGGAAAUCAUCUGAGACAGUUCCACAAAUUGUCUAAUUUUGAGACAAAAAAAUAUUUAUCUAAAAGUGUAAGUGUUCUUGAAAAUUUUGAAAGCGAAUCUGAUGAGAAAUCAA
Messenger RNA from Hydra vulgaris (swiftwater hydra), 1138 nucleotides. RefSeq lists its product as uncharacterized. The record is from RefSeq and is a predicted model, not a curated record. NCBI's taxonomy places the organism in Eukaryota, Metazoa, Cnidaria, Hydrozoa, Anthoathecata, Hydridae.